GCCUCCCCUUUCAUGGCGACGACUUGAGUGGAUUCUUUGUAUUGACGACGACAAUCGAGGUUGAAGCAGCAGCCUAUGUACGGAUCUAGAGGAGAUAAGAGUUGAGUGUGGGGAUCUUUUUUGGGGUUUGAUAAUUGAAGGGCAAUGUUUGGGAGCGGGGUGGGCUCAAAGAGACAAAGAAUGAUGCAAUCAAAUCCCUACAACUUGGCAGUUGGCACGGGAGCAGCCAGCUUUCCUCCUUAUGGCGGAUUCCCUGUGGUUCGCCUCCGUGGUCUUCCCUUCAACUGCGCUGACGUGGACAUCUUCAAGUUCUUUACCGGCCUCGACAUUGUCGAUGUCUUGCUCGUCAGCAAAAACGGCAAAUCCUCCGGGGAGGCCUUUGUCGUCUUUGCCGGUCCAAUGCAAGUGGAGAUUGCACUGCAGAGGGACAGGCAGAAUAUGGGUAGGAGAUACGUCGAAGUUUUCCGCUGCUAUAAGCAGGAUUACUACAACGCUGUUGCCGCUGAGGAGGAGGGAGCAUACGAGGUCCAUGUUAGCCCACCUCCCGCAGGACCGUCUAGAGCAAAGAGUUUUAGCGAGAAAGAGAAGCUCGAGUACACUGAGGUUUUGAAGAUGAGAGGCCUCCCGUACUCUGCCAACAAGCAUCAAAUCAUAGAGUUUUUCAGCGGGUACAAGGUUGUUGAAGGAAGGGUGCAUGUUGUGUGUCGACCUGAUGGUAAAGCCACGGGUGAGGCCUUUGUGGAGUUUGAGACAGCUGCGGAGGCAAGGAGGGCGAUGGCUAAGGACAAAAUGUCCAUUGGGCCAAGGUACGUGGAGCUGUUUCCAACUACUCGUGAAGAGGCUCGAAGAGCUGAGUCGAGGUCUAGGCAAUGAUGACUUUGUCCUUCACUAUGAUUGUAUACAUUAUAUAUCCUGUGGACUAAUUUUGCUAGGUAAAAACCCAAAAUGUUCAUCUGUGGAAUAAAAAGACCUUGAGAUAUUGUUUUCGUUUA
Molecule: messenger RNA, 992 nt
Organism: Brassica oleracea var. oleracea
Lineage: Eukaryota; Viridiplantae; Streptophyta; Magnoliopsida; Brassicales; Brassicaceae
Product: heterogeneous nuclear ribonucleoprotein F
Exons: 2
Coding region: 145-873 (242 amino acids)
Cellular component (GO): ribonucleoprotein complex
Molecular function (GO): RNA binding
Source: RefSeq, a predicted model, not a curated record